UUAACAAGAAAAUAUGGCGCCAAGCAACGUACCAGCGGCCCUGCUCCUGCUCCUGCUGCUGGCCUCUUCCGGCCCUCUCCGUCCUACGCUAUCCGGCGCAGCGCCGCUGGAGCCCGUCGCGGUCAGCCUCCUCGCCGGCGCACAGGAAAAGGGAGCAGUUUGCUUGGACGGGACCCCGCCGGGGUACCACCUGCAGAGAGGCUCCGGUGAUGGAUCCGGCAGCUGGCUCGUCCAUCUAGAGACCUAACUCCCAAAUUAUGUUUGGCGUCAAGCACAUGCCGCCCACUCCACGUCUUUUUUUGGACCAAAAGAUGCCUUCCUAAAUGCAUGAUGGGAUGUUUAGCAAGUGGACUCAAGGUAAGCUAAUUAAUUAGUUGACAUGUAUAUUUCCUCAACUGAAAACACCCAGGGAGGAGGCUGGUGCAGCACUGUCAAGGAUUGUUCUGGUCGCAGAAUGUCUGUUCUUGGUUCAUCAAACUUCAUGAAACCACUACAGUUCACCGGCCAUGGAAUUUUUGACAGUGAUGAGAUAUAUAAUCCUGAUUUCUACAACUGGAAUAAAGUCUAUGUGCGGUAUUGCGAUGGGGCGUCAUUUGCUGGGGAUGCAGAAGGUCAAGCGCAGGAUGGAACCACAGUUUACUUCAGAGGGUUGCGCAUCUAUGAAGCAGUUAUUGGCGAACUCAUGGAAAAAGGACUCGCCAAUGCCACACAGGUGCUCUUUACAGGUUGUUCUGCCGGAGGUCUAGCCACGAUACUGCAUUGCGAUGAUUUUAGUGCACGGUUUCCACAGCAGGUUUCGGUUAAAUGCUUUGCGGAUGCUGGGUUUUUUCUUGACGUCAGAAAGGAUAUAUCUGGAGAAAGGUCCUUUUGGUCUUUCUACAACCGAGUUGUACAGCUCCAGAAUGUUAGACAAGUGUUGCACAAGGACUGUCUUGCCAACAAGGACCCAACCGAGUGUUUCUUCCCCACAGAGCUUAUUAAGAGCAUCCGCACCCCAAUGUUUAUUCUCAACUCUGCAUACGAUUCAUGGCAGAUACAGAAUGUUCUCCUACCGACUUCAUCUUCCCCUGAAAAGUCAUGGUUGAGUUGCAAGGACAAUAUCGGAAACUGCAAUUCAACCCAAAUUAAAGUUCUUGAUGAAAUCAGGAACACAAUGAUCAAUGAUUUGAAGGUCAUCAAUGAUAAGGCAGACUGGGGCAUGUUCAUUGAUUCAUGCUUCACUCACUGCCAAACGCUCUUUCGCAUCUCUUGGAGUUCACCAACAUCCCCAAGGCUGGGAAAUAAGAAUAUUGCAAAGGUUGUUGGAGAUUGGUACUUUGGAAGGAGCCAAGGAGUGAAAGAGAUUGACUGCGAGUAUCCGUGCAAUCCAACAUGCAAUAGUCUGCCGCCACCAUGAUUUGUUACUACUCCCUCCUAUCCAUAUUAAUUGACGCUGCUUUAGUAUUGUACCAAAGUAGCGUCAAUUAAUAUGGAUCGGAGGGGGUAUAUUGGAUUGUGUUGAUAUUUACUAUGUAAAGAUUCAAGGCAAAAACACAAUCUUCAUAUUGAA
Molecule: messenger RNA, 1549 nt
Organism: Triticum aestivum (bread wheat)
Lineage: Eukaryota; Viridiplantae; Streptophyta; Magnoliopsida; Poales; Poaceae
Product: pectin acetylesterase 5
Exons: 11
Coding region: 380-1396 (338 amino acids)
Molecular function (GO): hydrolase activity
Source: RefSeq, a predicted model, not a curated record